Hibiscus syriacus is the source of this 2604-nucleotide messenger RNA. RefSeq names its product DUF724 domain-containing protein 6-like. The record is from RefSeq and is a predicted model, not a curated record. The transcript is spliced from 9 exons. NCBI's taxonomy places the organism in Eukaryota, Viridiplantae, Streptophyta, Magnoliopsida, Malvales, Malvaceae. The coding region runs from base 107 to 2347 and encodes 746 amino acids.
GAAGUUACAACUACAAGCUGUUUGACUGGAAAGACCAAAACCCCCUAGGGACCUAGGGUUUUCAUCCCGAAACAUUCCGUACCGUUUGCUCCACUAUCCAGCAAAAAUGGUGAAUCCUCCUCCUGAACCUGACACGCUGCAACAGCAACCCACCGCUAAAGGAACCCUGAUUGAGGUAUGCAGCGGCGAGGAAGGCUUUCGAGGGCCUUGGUAUUUGGCCACAAUUCUUGAAUCCCCUCCUAAGUCCAUUUCCAAGAAACGCAAGAGGCCCUUGGUUCGCUACAAGGCUUUACGAGCUCAAGAUGGUUCGUCCCCUUUGACAGAAUACGUCGACCCAGAUUUUAUACGUCCAUUGCCGCCUAAUGAUAAAGAGGAUGAUCUUUCGUGUUUUGAGGUAAACGAGAUCGUCGAUGCGUGGCAUAGAGAUGGUUGGUGGACCGGGGUUGUGAGGAAGGUUCUGGAAAAGGCGAAAUACAUGGUUUAUUUUGAUAAUCCACCUGAUGUUAUCGAGUUUGAUGGGAAGGAUUUGAGGGUCCAUUGGGAUUGGAUCGAUGGAAAAUGGGUUCGACCCGAAAAGCAGCAAUCAACAGGUUCAAUUUUUAGCUCAGGGACAGCAGUGGAGGUAAAUACCAAUGAUGAAAACUUACGUGAUGUUUGGUUCCCUGCAAUAGUCAUAAAAGAAAAUGGGGACACUACUUUCUUGGUUAAGCAGCAGAACUCUAAGAACGGCGAUGAGUCUGGUGCAGUAACAGUUGUUGUAGAUUCCCUCCACAUCAGACCCUCUCCUCAUUAUUCAGAUAGAAAUUAUGGAUCACUAUUAGUCACAUCUAACCGGUUAAAAGAAAUUCCUGAUGAAACAUCAUGUGAAGAAGGUACAGGAGUUGGAUUCACGAAGAAAACUGCUGGUGAUUGGUCUUGUUCUAAGACUGAGAGCUAUUUAACAGAAGCUACGACUCAAACUGCUUCGAAUGGCCACCUUUUCUGUCAACACCACCAUUCUAACUGGAAGGCUAAGAAGCAUAAAGUUGGUUCGGUUGCCAGUAUUGCAAAUAACCUUGUGAAAAGGAGCACAAGAGCUAGAAAGUCACCUGGUAAAGGCCCACAGGUUUUGACAGCAGCGAAGGAGGGAAUUUUAGAGACUGCAGAAGAAAUUAAUGAAGGAGAGGUUAAAACAAAGGAAGUUGAUAUGCCUAUCAUCUCUGGAUUAACAGCAAAGUUCACAAAGACUUUAUGCGAUAAAAAAUCUUUUCAGAUAAGGGAUCUUCUUAAAAGAGUAAAUGAUUCAGUCAGAAAUAAAAGCAUGGAAAUAAGGGAGCAUAAAGUUGGUGUAAAUCAGACCGGAAAGAGGGGAAGGCCACGCAAAUCAGUAGUUACAACUCCAAAAGCUUUUGUUUCCGGUAAGGUGCAAAAUGGUGCUGGAGGUCUUGCUGAUAAAAAUGUUGUAAAAGACUGUACAAGUAAUGAAGAUGAUUUGUCAAAACAGAAAGGGUUGGAGCUGGCAGCCUCUCAAGAUGCAUUGAGAGGAAGGACAAGUGAUGAUCCCAAAACAAAAGAGGUUCACUUGCCAAGUGCUGGGAUUUCAAACAUGGCUGAUGAGGACCAACCUCUCUCAACAUGGAUAGUAGCAAUCCAGUCUUCAGGUGAUGAAAAUUCAAGACUUCCCUCUGCGCUUGUCAAGGAAUGCAAUGAGGAUAGAGGACUGGUUGAUGUUCCGGUAGAAUCUCUUGCUGUGGAUGCAAGAAGUGGAAGCCUAUUGGAAGACGAUCGGAGUUUGCCUUUUGUAAAGAAAUCUAGCCUCUGGCAAACAAUUGAAUCUAUGGAUGUCUUCCAAACUAUGCCCCAAAAACCACAUUUUCAACCUUUGGCUGAAAACAGAGAGGAGUUUCGCGAAGGAUCGGCAAUUGGUAUCAUGGUAACCUUUGCCAGUUUGUUCGAGAAGAUAUCAGCGUUGUGUUUUGAUGAUCCUAGAGAUACAUUUGAUAGCAUUUUUUAUAGUCUUAGUUAUAUGGAAAAGCAUGGAUUUGUUGUUACAUUGCUUCGAGAUCGCUUGAACAAAUUACUAUCAAUCAAGGAAGGCCAUGGACAGCGUACAGCAGAGAUAAAAAAUACGGAAAGGGAGAUAAUUGAGAAUACAGAGGAUGUAACUAAAUUGGAUGAAGAGAUGGAAGAGAUUGAAAAGAAAAUUACCGAGUUACAAGAACGUCGUGCCGUCAUACAGUCAGAUAAGGAGGCUGAAAAUCUUAAAAUCGCUGGUUUGAAGUUGCAUGUUGAUGUUCUAAAUGAACAGGUUCAGAACAAUUUGCGUGAUUUUAAAAAAUUAGCUACUGCCCCUUGGAAGUCGCCAUGAUCAACGGGUACGAUAUGCAUGGUUUAUUGUUCAAGAUGGUAAGAUUCCUGGAGCACUGCACAGGUGAUGAUUAUUGUAGUUAAAUACACGGAUUCGACUGUAGGUUAUUUUGAUUCUUUGAUCUCAAUGUAGUUGUCGUUUCAUGCACAUAGCUUAUGGUCUUUGGCGUCAGGUAUGUUUAGAAACGUCUUUUUAAGGCAAAAAUGGAACACUGAAAUUGUUAAAUACCAACUUUUGUGGAGCCCUUUGUUUGUUGA